Molecule: messenger RNA, 1377 nt
Organism: Caenorhabditis bovis
Lineage: Eukaryota; Metazoa; Nematoda; Chromadorea; Rhabditida; Rhabditidae
Source: the annotation of a GenBank genome assembly
AUGCUGACUUCAUCGGAAUUGCACUCGAAUUCCCUAAAAAGGCCGUUAGAAGCCGAUGCGCACGACCAGCCUGCUACGAAAUGGAUGGCUCAAACGAUACCAUCGGCAAUCCCGCAGAGUUAUUUGAGUCCGGUUUCAGAUCAUACACCUCUAAUUCCAGUUUCGAUAACGAAUAAUCCGGAAACCGCACUGCGAUUGUUCGACGAGCUCUCGCGGAGUCAAGUCAUCCAAGACUAUAUUGCUCGUCGCCACACGAUUCCACUUGUAACGCCGACGACGAUGAAUGCUCAACGAGUUGCUCAGCCGCAACUGGUCCAACCAUAUAUGGCCGGUGGUCCUCAGCUCCUUGCUCCGCCUGUCAUUCCUGUCUCAAGCCCGGCGCCGAUCAAACUUCCAUUGGCUGAGCCAGUAGCCAAACAAGUUCACAUUUAUAUUCCGCCGUGCUUCGAAGGUCCGAAUGACUCGAUCUAUCGGGUGAUAUUUGGCUUUCAAUGUGUGAACUUUUCCAAGUCGAUGGACGACUACUAUAAGUUCAAUUAUAGUAAAUGCGCUAGAAAUCACAAUUUUUUCGAAUCAUGGAAAUUCAUGUCAUAUCCGCCGCACGCCAUAUCCAUUCUCGUCGUACCCCUUCAAAUUUAUGCAACUUUUCUUAUUUGGACCAAAUCACCGCAAAGAAUGAAAUCUGUAAUGAUACCACUCAAAAUAAUGCAUUUCUGGACAACUGUAGUUGAUAUUUUGGUAUCGAUUAUGCUUACACCAUAUUUGUUUCUACCAUGUGCCUGUGGAAUUCCUCUCGGAAUUUUCCGCCUACUCGGAAUACCCACAAUUAUUCAAGUGUUCAUUGGACAAAUAUCGAUAACAACGUUGGUGACUUCGAUUGUUGUUCUUUUUGAGAAUCGACAUCGAGCAAUUGUCGACAUCAAAUAUGGGAUGAGUCGAAAAUCGACGCGAAUCGCAUUCCAUGCUUUCAAUUACACAUGGGGUGUUUUAGUAUUCUUUCCAUAUUUUAUAGUAGGAAAGGAUGAAGAAAAAGGGAAAUUGGCGUUUCUAAAAAUGUCUAUGAAUACUCAGAAGAUUCAGAAACGGGUAUUCCUGAGCAUCACAGUUAGCGCUUCAAUCGUUGUCGUCACGCUUUUCGGGCCUAUUUUCAUUUUAUCACUCACCGUAACCUUUUUCAGCUUUUAUAAUCAAGUUUAUAACAAUAUGUUGGUAAACUUAUUCACAACUCAUGGAUUAUAUUCGACGGUUACUCUGAUAAUUGUCAACGAGCCUUAUAGGAAUUAUACGAAAAAGCUUUUCUCAAAAUAUAGGCUGGAAAAUCCGUCAGGACGUUCUCGCAGCAAUGUGAUAUACAGCAUGUCGAAUUAUCAUACAUAA